This is a messenger RNA of Naegleria lovaniensis, 693 nucleotides long. RefSeq lists its product as uncharacterized. Gene Ontology annotation, molecular function: GTPase activity; GTP binding. The record is from RefSeq and is a predicted model, not a curated record. Gene Ontology annotation, biological process: small GTPase-mediated signal transduction. The transcript has a single exon. Bases 1 to 693 code for a protein of 230 amino acids. Lineage: Eukaryota; Heterolobosea; Eutetramitea; Acrasida; Naegleriidae.
AUGAAUUCUUCUGUUUUGCAUGUCGUUGUAGUCGGGGACAGUCAAGUUGGCAAGACAAGCACUCUCCUGAAUUUGCGAGAACGUUAUUCAAAGACUCUCAUGCCCUUGUCCCGCAGUGAAUGUAUUCCAUCGGUUUUGGAUGCUUUUGAAAUUAAUUACCUUCCUAAUAACAAUAAUAAUUCUACCAAUGGAUCCUCCACGCCCUCUCCUGUAUGCAUGGAUUUCUUUGAUAAAAUUCUAUUCAUUGAUACUCCUUCCGAUGAUGAUCAAAGCCUUUACCGAAAAGAGCACUUUUACAAAGAGGGUCAAGUAUUCGUGAUUAUGUUUGCUUUGGAUCGGAUAUCAUCAUUUGAAAAGGUCCAUGACUAUUAUUUGGAAAUUAAGGAGGCUGUGAUUACAAAUGUAACCAUGAUUCUUGUGGGUUGUAAAUGCGACUUGACCGAUCGGAGAGAAGUGACUUUAUUUGAGGGACUUGAAUUACAACGAAAAAUUGGAGCUAAAGUGUAUUUGGAAAUUUCCAAUGUGAGCGGAAAAAACUUGAACAGCCUUAUUGAUAAUUGUGUGAAACUAGGAAGCAAGCUCUUAAUGCAAUCUCCAAACUCUCCUUCGUCACAAUUAUCGGAUCGCUCCCAAAGAGAGCUCAUCAAUGAGUCUCGUCCAAAGAUAUUACAAAUAGUGAAGUGUCAACAGUAA